Jaculus jaculus (lesser Egyptian jerboa) is the source of this 4642-nucleotide messenger RNA. It is a transcript of the gene Rtn4, whose product is annotated as reticulon 4. Gene Ontology annotation, biological process: brain development; neuron differentiation; endoplasmic reticulum tubular network formation. The record is from RefSeq and is a predicted model, not a curated record. Bases 207 to 3737 code for a protein of 1176 amino acids. The transcript has 9 exons. Gene Ontology annotation, cellular component: neuron projection; postsynaptic density. NCBI's taxonomy places the organism in Eukaryota, Metazoa, Chordata, Mammalia, Rodentia, Dipodidae.
CGGCGGCGACCGCUACAGGGGACGGGGCGGGUGGUGCGUCGCGGGCGCGGAGGCAGGAGCUGUCUCAUUGUUCCGGGAGCCGUCGCCUCUGCAGCUCCCUCGGCUCGGUCGGCCCGGCCCCUCUGCGUCCUCCCAGCCCCCAGCACCGCCCGUGGCUCGAGGAGCGGCUUCGCGGCGGCAGCAGCAUCAUCUCCGACCCGUCAGCCAUGGAGGACCUGGACCAGUCGCCUCUGGUCUCCUCAUCCGCAGACAGCCCACCCCGGCCUCAGCCCGCGUUCAAGUACCAGUUCGUGAGGGAGCCGGAGGACGAGGAGGAAGAGGACGAGGAGGACGAGGAGGAGGACGAGGAAGAUAUGGAAGAGCUGGAGGUCCUGGAGAGGAAGCCCGCCGCCGGGCUGUCUGCGGCCCCGGUGCCACCCGCCGCCGCCGCGCCCUUGUUGGACUUCGGGAGUGACUUCGUGCCCCCCGCGCCCCGGGGACCCCUGCCGGCCGCGCCCCCCUCCGCCCCUGAGCGGCAGCCGUCUUGGGACCGGAGCCCCACCCCGUCGUCGGGGCCCGCGCCACCCCUGCCCGGCGCUGCCGCAGUCUCGCCCACCGAGCUCCCCGAGGACGACAAGCCCCCGGCGCGGCCUCCCCCUCCGCCCCCGGCCGGCGCGAGCCCCCAGGCGGAGCCCGCGUGGACCCCGCCCGCCCCGGCGCCCGCCGCGCCCCCUUCAACCCCGGCCGCGCCCAAGCGCAGGGGCUCCGUGGAUGAGACCCUUUUUGCUCUUCCUGCUGCAUCUGAGCCUGUGAUACACUCCUCUGCAGAAAAAAUUAUGGACAUGAAGGAGCAGCCAGGUAACACUGUUUCAUCUGGUCAAGAGGAUUUCCCAUCUGUCCUGCUUGAAACUGCUGCCUCUCUUCCUUCUCUAUCUCCUCUCUCAGCUGCUUCUUUUAAAGAACAUGAAUACCUUGGUAACUUGCCAGCAGUAUCACCCACAGAAAGAACACUUCAAGAAACUGUAAAGGAAGCUUCUAAAGGGUUCUUGGAGAGGGCAAAAAAUCCAUUUAUAGAUAGAGAUUUAACAGAGUUUGCAGAAUUAGAAUACUCACAAAUGGGCUCAACAUUUGGUGGCUGUCCAAAAGCAGAAUCCACCACACUAGUAGAAAACCCUAGUGAAGAAGUAAUUGUGAAGAUAAAAGAUGAAGAGGAUUUAGUUAGUAAUGCAAUCCUUUGCAGUCCACAAGAAACAUCUGUGGCCCUUACUAAGUUGGCUAAUGAAGAGGACAAAGCGAUAUCUCCAGACAAAACUAAGGACAGUUUUAGUGACAAGGGAAUGGCAGUAGAAGCCCCCAUGAGGGAAGAAUAUGCAGACUUCAAACCAUUUGAGCGAGUAUGGGGAAUGAAAGAUACCUGUCAGGGCAACAGUGACGUGUUGGCUGUUAGAGGUAAUAUGGAAAGCGAGUUGGAAAGUAAAGUGGAUAAGAAAUAUUUUGCAGAUAACCUUGAGCAAACCAGUCAUGAAAAAGAUAAUGAAAGUAGUAAUGGUGAUACUUCUUUUCCCAGCACACCAGAACCUGUGAAAGAUGGUUCAAAAGCAUAUAUCACAUGUACUCCCUUUAGCCCAUCAACCGAGAAUGUUGCAACAAACAUUUUUCCUUUGUUAGAAGAUCAGACUUCAGAAAAUAAGACUGAUGAGAAAAAAAUAGAAGAAAGGAAGGCUCAGAUUGUAACAGAGAAGACCAGUACCAAAGUAUCAAACCCUUUUCUUAUGGCAGCACAAGAUUCCGAGGCAGAUUAUGUCACUACAGAUACCUUAUCAAAGGUGACUGAAGCAGUGGUGGCAAGCAUGCCUGAAGGUCUAACUCCAGACCUAGUUCAGGAAGCAUGUGAAAGCGAAUUGAACGAAGCUACAGGUACAAAGAUUGCUUAUGAAACAAAAAUGGACUUGGUCCAGACAUCAGAAGCUUUGCAAGAAUCACUUUAUCCGGUAGCACAGCUUUGCCCAUCAUUUGAAGAAUCAGAAGCAACUCCUUCCCCAGUUUUGCCUGACAUUGUUAUGGAAGCACCACUAAAUUCUCUACUUCCUACUUCCAGUGCUUCUGUGGUGCAGCCCAGUGUGUCACCACUGCAAGCCCCUCCAUUAGCAGAUUAUGACACUGUAAAGUUUGAACCUGAAAAUCCCCCACCAUAUGAAGAAGCUACAAACCUAUCCCUAAAAACAGUUCCUGGAAUAAAAGAAAACAUGAGAGAGUCUGAAAAUGUGACUGCAGUUGUUCAGGAAACAGAAGCUCCUUAUAUCUCUAUUGCAUGUGAUUUAAUUAAAGAAACAAAGCUGUCCACAGAACCAAGUCCUGAUUUCUCAAAUUACUCAGAAAUAGCAAAAGGUGAAAAGCCAGUGGCUGAUUAUGGUGAACCCAUUGAGGAUUCCUCACCUGACUCCGAACCAGUAGACUUGUUUAGUGAUGACUCAAUCCCAGAAGUCCCACAAAAACAAGAGGAAGCCAUGAUGCUCAUGAAAGAAAAUCUCACUGAAAUAUCUGAACACAAUAAGGAACAACUUAAUGUUUUACCACAUGAGGUGGGAAAGCCAUAUUUAGAGUCUUUUCAGCCCAAUCUAGGUAUCACUAAAGGUAGUCUAUCAUCUGAUGGAAUUUCAACAUUGACCCAAAAGGAGAAAAUUCCUUUGCAAAUGGAGGAGCUCAAUACUACAGUUUAUUCAAAUGAUGACUUCCUUAUUUCUAAGGAAGCAAAAAUAAAAGAAAGUGAUACAUUUUCAGAUUCAUCUCCCAUAGAGAUUAUAGAUGAUUUCCCUACAUUUGUCAGUUAUAAAUCUGAUUCUUCUAAAUUAACCAGGGAGUCCACUGUCCUAGAAGUAUCCAACAGAAGUGAAGUUGCUCAUGUCCAGAGUGGAGCUUGCUCAGAAUUUCCUCAUGACCUUUCUUUCAAGAACAUGCAGCCUAAAGAUGAAGUCCAUGUCUCAGGUGACUUCUCCAGAGAUAAGUCUGAUGUAUCAAAGGUGUCCUUACUGCCUCCAGAUGUUUCUGCUUUGGCAGCUCAAACAGAAGCAGGCAGCAUAGUCAAACCCAAAGUUCCUAUGAAAGAAGCUGAGAAAAGACUUCCUUCUGAUACAGAAAAAGCGGAUAAAGCACUACCAGCUAUAUUUCCAGCAGAGCUGAGUAAAACUUCAGUUGUUGACCUCCUCUACUGGAGAGACAUUAGGAAGACAGGAGUGGUGUUUGGUGCCAGCUUGUUCCUGCUGCUUUCGUUGACAGUAUUCAGCAUCGUGAGUGUGGCGGCCUACAUUGCCUUGGCUCUGCUCUCUGUGACUGUCAGCUUUAGGGUGUAUAAGGGGGUGAUCCAAGCGAUUCAGAAGUCUGACGAGGGCCACCCAUUCAGGGCAUAUUUGGAAUCUGAAGUUGCUAUCUCAGAGGAAUGGAUUCAGAAAUACAGUAAUUCUGCUCUUGGGCAUGUGAACUGCACUGUGAAAGAACUCAGGCGCCUCUUCUUAGUUGAUGAUUUAGUUGAUUCUCUGAAGUUUGCAGUGUUGAUGUGGGUGUUUACUUACGUUGGUGCCUUGUUCAAUGGUCUGACACUACUGAUUUUGGCUCUGAUUUCACUCUUCAGUGUUCCUGUUAUCUAUGAACGGCAUCAGGUGCAGAUAGAUCAUUAUAUAGGACUUGCAAAUAAGAAUGUCAAAGAUGCUAUGGCUAAAAUCCAAGCAAAAAUACCUGGAUUAAAGCGCAAAGCUGAAUGAAAAAGCCCAGAACAAUUAACAGUAGGAGUUUGUCGUUAGAGGGGAUAUUCAUUUGACUACAUGGGGGAGGGUCAGGGAAAAAUGAAACCUUGACAUUGCAGUGCAGUUUCAGAUCUUUAUUUUUAGCAAUGCACUGUUAGAGGAAAAAUUGCCUGUCUUCCCUAUGUUCAUCAUUUUAAGUAUUGUAAGCUGCUAUGUAUGGGUUUAAAUUGUAAUCACAUUUGUUUUUCCUACAUGAGGCACUGGCAAAAUAAAGUGAUCUGAGAAAGCUGUAUAUUACAUUUUGUUGCAGGUAGUCUUGCUGUAUUUUGGAGACGUUACAGCUGAAAAUAAAAAACCUUUUCACAGUUUGUGCACUGUGUAUAGUUGGUGUAAAUUGAUAGAUUUUUCUGAAAUGAAAUGUUUAGAUGACAUCAUACCACUAAAGCAGGAAUGAAAAGGCUGCCUUUCUGGUAUGUUCUAGGUGUAUUGUGAAUUUUACUGUUAUAUUGCCAAUAUAAGUAAAUAUAAUCUAUAUAGUGUUUCACAAAGCUUAGAUCUUUACCUUCCAGCUUCCUUCACAGUGCUUGAUAUUUGAGUUAUUGGUUAUACAUGUGUAGUUACAAAGUACAUAAACUAGGAAAAGAAAAUAUAUUUCUAGGAACACUACCAUCUGUUUUCAACAAAACAAUGUCACACACAUAGAACUCCAACUUCAUUUCAAAGACUUACUGUAUAGUUAAUUUUGUCACAAACUAUGGACUGAAUCUAAUGCUUCCAAAAUAUUUGCAAAAUAUAAAAACUUUGUUAUGCAAGAAAUCAUAAAAUGAAGACUUACACCAUUGUGGUUUAAGCUGUAUGAACUAAAUCUGUGGAAUGCAUUGUGAAAUGUAAAAGCAACGUAUCAAUAAAGCUUAUAGACCUAA